AUGAGGCAGGAGAUGGGCUUGAGCACUAUCUGCGACGAGCUGCCCCAAGGUGAGGCCGGCCUGAAGUUCUUCCUGGCCACUGUGCCCCUUUCCCUUCCCUGGGGGCGAAGGCAUUCUGGGGGUAGAAGGAGGCUUGCGUGAUCUGGGGGCGGAGAGGAAGGGGGAGGAAGCCUCUUUGGGCAUGUGCAGAGCGCCUCCCCCCAACACCGCGGGAAAGGAAUAGGUGCCAACCCGGAGGCGCAUCGCUGCCCAAGGAGAAAGUGCGCCGCGGGUCAGGCUUGCGCCCACCUGCCACACGGGCGAGUUUCCUGGGGUUUGUCCUCGGCCCACCUGAAAGUGUUUGGGGGGGCCUCCGCAGCAGGGCUCCGGGGAUGUAGGGCAGGAGUGAGUGGGUCAAAUGAAGAGCCCUCUCCCAGCCCUAUACAGUACCAGCAUCUCUUUGAUGCUUUCUCGCGAGCGCCCGCCCCGUCGGGGAGCGCCACCAUCGGGGGUUUGCAGAAGAAACUCGGCUACAUGUGAGGAAGCGGGUGUCUGCGUGUGUGCGCAGCCGGCCCGCUUAAUGUGUGCCCUCCUGCCGCCUAGCUCCCGCGGACAUCACGAGCGCUCGUGGCCUGGUGUGGCCCUCGGAACAGCUGACGACUCGCAGCCUGACACGGGUCCUGCACCCUCCCGCCCCGGGUAAGCAAGAGGCCGCCGAGCUUCUGUUGAGGAGGGGCGGAAUCGACCUUCCACCGGGAAUUGCCUUCUCCAGCAACUAGCGGAUUGGGAUGCCCACCAGCUGUGAGUGGCAGGGAGAGGCUUAAAGGGCAAGGGAGAUCUUAGCAGCUCGGUAGUGGAGCACUUGAUUUGCGCGCAGAAAACCCCAGUCCCCUUUGGCCUCUCCAAGACAAGGCUGGGAAAGGAGACUCUUGCCUUAAAUCCUGGGGAGUUAUUGCUGCCGGUCGGUGUUGUAGGCAAUGCUGAGCUAGAUGGAUCAGUGGUCUGACUGACUCUGCCACCUUCGCCGCAUCAAGCAGUUGGUCCCUUACCUUUCCCACCCUGACCUGGCCACAGUGAUCCAUGCGACGGUCACCUGCAGGCUUGACUACUGUAAUUCGCUCUACGUGGGUCUGCCCUUGAAGCUGUCCCAGAAACUCCAGCGGGUGCAGAAUGCUGCAGCGAGGCUCCUCACGGGGUCUCUGCCAUGGGAGCAUAUUCACCCAGUGCUUUUCCAGCUGCACUGGCUCCCGGUGGAGUACAGAGUCAGAUUUAAGGUGCUGGUUUUGACCUUUAAAGCCCUUCAUGGCCUAGGACCCUCGUACCUACGGGACCGCCUCUCCCGGUAUGCCCCAUGGAGAGCCUCAAGGUCCAUAAAUAGCAACACCCUAGUGGUCCCGGGCCCUAAGGAAGUUAGAUUAGCUUCAACCAGAGCCAGGGCCUUUUCAACACUGGCUCCGGCCUGGUGGGACGCUCUGUCUCAUGAGACCAGGGCCCUGCAGGAUCUGAUUUCUUUCCGCAGGGCCUGUAAGACAGAGUUGUUCCGCCUGGCCUUUGGCUUAGAGCCAAUUUGAUUCCCUCCCCCUUUUUCUUUUUCCUUUUUCCUUUCUCCUCCUGUGAUGAGGCUGCAUUUUAAUAUUUUAAUGUUGUAUUUUAAUCUUGUUUUUAAGUUGUAUUCAUUCAACUUGUUUUUAUUAUUGCUUGUUAGCCGCCCUGAGCCCGGCCUUGGCUGGGGAGGGCAGGGUAUAAAUAAACAUCAUCAUCAUCAUCAUCAUCAUCAUCAUUAUUAUUAUUAUUCUACUUCUGAUGUUCCUAGGCUUGUUGUGGAAUGUGGGAUUGCAUGCGGCAGCAGGAACCCAGCUGAGGCCCUUUGUUUUCUCUCCCUGCAGAAUCUGACCCACAGCCCCACCCGUGGAUGUGGGUGAACCCAAACCUGGCCUGCAGCAUCCCUGGGCAUGCCUCAGUGGUGGCGCCACUGCCUUCAUCUUGUCCUGCCACUAGAGAGGUCUGUGGAGACCGGGCCAGCAAUUCAAUGGCAAGAAGUUUACGUAUCUUCUGGACUGUUUUGAUAUGAGCUAUUGCAUGGCUCUAAUCUGGACUGGCCCUCCUGAUUUCAGUGGGAGCCAGCAGCCUAUGUGUCUGUUCUGUUUUUAAUUAGUUAAUUAAAAUGUUUGAAUCCCACCUUUCAGUUUGGUAUCAAAAAAUUGCUAGGAAACAAUGCAAAAUAUUAAAAGUUUCCUAGGAAGGUGGAAAUGGGUGGUCAGAGCCAAUCCUCCUUUCUGCAGGGGUUCCCAAACUUGGGUCUCCAGUUGCUUUUGGACUACCACUCCCAUCAUUCCUAGCUAGCAGUACCAGUGGUCAGGGAUGAUGGGAAUUGUAGUCCAAAAACAGCUGGUGACUUGAGUUUGGUAAACCCUUGUUUGGAGAGCCAGGCUACCCAUAUGGGGCUGGUGACUGUCAUGUGUGGGGCAAGCCACCUAUCUGGUGGUGCCAUUUUUUUCUCUGGCCAUGGCUCAAUCUGCUGGCCAGCAAAUAAAGGAGAAAUAUUACCAGGUGUCCCUGCUUCCUUCCCGCAAUCUUAUGGUUCCAGGUCCCCAAGGAAGAGGAUACCUCCCAACUUUCUCAGAAGACGAGGGGCACUCGUCGGUCUACCUGGGCACCCUGGAAAGCAAAGGUCCUCCGAUCCCAUGCUAAGAAGCUGAAGAGGACCCUGGGAGACUGGCCCCGCCCACCUCUUAAUUACUGCAUCCUCAUCAGCCUUGCCCUGAGCAGCAGUGUGAGCAGCAGUCUGACAGUGCAGGAGAUCUACCAGUUCAUAAGGUACCGGCCCCUGAGCACUGGGGUGGGCAGGUGGGGGCCAGGAGAGGCAGAUGAUGGGUGAAGAUGAAGCUCAGUGAUUAAAAUGGGGACUUCUGACUUUGCCUUCCUUUCCUGGCUUGGCUUGGCUUUGAUGCUGCUCUCAAGUUGGUGUUGAAAGCUGCAUGUUCUGGCCGGAGUCUCCUAUGAUUGUGGGCAGCAUAACUGGGUGCUAGAAAGCAGUCUGUAAUUUCCUCUUUCGCCCGGGGCCCUCCCUACACAGUCCAUGGGGUACAAGCAUCCCUGGGGAUGGAAAAGAACGUUACGCUGCAGUGCUAUUGGUGGUUCAUCUGCUGCCUCCGUGGGGCCGCCUGCCCUGCUCUAGCCACUCUGCUGACCUCCCUCCUUGCCAGGAAGCACUUCCCCUUCUUCCGCACAGCUCCAGAAGGCUGGAAAAACACCAUCCGGCACAACCUGUGCUUCAGCAGCAGCUUUGAGAAGACGGCCGCCUUCGUGUGCCUUGAUGGGAACCGCAAGUCCCGCAUGUGGAAGUUGACCACAGAGGGAUGGCGCAAGUUUCGGGCGGAAACGCAAGAGCUGCCAGAGGACUUGGUGAGGCUGAUGCGUCAGAGCAUGGACAAGCCAGGUAGGAGGAAGAUGGUGUGCAACUGGAGAGGAGGGUGAGCAUGGCCAGGAGGGAAGGAGAUGGGACCCUGAACAGCUUGAAAUAGAGGAGGGAUCUGGCAAGCAGUUCCACUUUCAGCAAACCUAACUUUUCUCUGUUGGCUUCCUGAGCAUGGAAGUCACCUUGAUAAACCGAUGGGGCCACCAGCCCUGACAGCUUGUAUUUGCUUCCCUCUUUCCCCAGAACUGAUGAGGUCUCUCUUUGGCCUCGGAUCCUCACUAAACCUGGACGGCAUGGAGGAAACCCCACUGCAGUCGACUGUGCAUUCUCCAGUACGUAUAAAAGACUCCGCUACUUGUUGA
This is a messenger RNA of Podarcis lilfordi (Lilford's wall lizard), 3759 nucleotides long. The record is from the annotation of a GenBank genome assembly. Lineage: Eukaryota; Metazoa; Chordata; Lepidosauria; Squamata; Lacertidae.